Molecule: messenger RNA, 8089 nt
Organism: Oncorhynchus gorbuscha (pink salmon)
Lineage: Eukaryota; Metazoa; Chordata; Actinopteri; Salmoniformes; Salmonidae
Product: potassium/sodium hyperpolarization-activated cyclic nucleotide-gated channel 2-like
Exons: 9
Coding region: 21-3521 (1166 amino acids)
Biological process (GO): potassium ion transport; transmembrane transport
Cellular component (GO): membrane
Molecular function (GO): voltage-gated potassium channel activity
Source: RefSeq, a predicted model, not a curated record
AAUUGGAGGCAACAUUUGAUAUGGACAAGAAUGAGGUUCCACCAGGCUCAUCUGCUGCGACCAUGAAAAAGAAGGCGGCAGGCGGUAGCGGAUGUAGCCACAUCAGCGCGCCCAAAGCUGCCACGUCCAAUUGUACGAGAAGCAAAAGCAGCAAUUGUGUUGAGUCUGCCCCCGCUGCAGCUGCCAGCCAGAGCGCCCCGAAUGUGAAGCACCCCGGUGUGGCCAGUAACGCUGUCAUAGACGGUGCGGAGGACGGUGAGGACGAGUCCAAGUUUCAGUAUCCGAGGCUGCGCCGAACCGGGGGGAGCGGCAGUGGCGGUGGUGGUGGAGGCGGUAGUAUCAGGAUGAAGAACUUUACGCCAGGAGGUGGAGCCGCGGCCACGGCUACCAGAAAGAACUCCACCAACAACGAGUCCAUCCUACUGCAAACAGAGGGUGCGCCUGCUGCUACUAAGCCCACUGUAGCAUCCAAAGCGACUGAUACCACAACCUGUCCGGGAGAUGCUGCCGGGCGCUGCGAGACCAACAGAGCGGCAGGGGCGGAGGCGUCUGGAGCAGCGGUCGCAGUAGAGGUUUUAAACGCGACAGCAGGUGCUUGUAACAACAGCACCGCUCCAAUUUCAAGAAUGAAAUGCAACAAAAACGGAGAAUGCAGGAGGGACUCCGGCACCGGGAGCCUGCGCUCGAUCAUCUCCAACAAGACUGCCGGGGCGGGGAGGGCCGAGGACGGGUCCCUUAGGCGUGGUGCCUGUAACUCAGCCAGGGCCAGCAUGGAUGGCUCCGCGACAGGCUCCAUGACGCAGGGCCAGGGGGAAGGUAGCGCAAACCCCAGCGUCACCCCUGUUUCCACCGGCGUCCCCGAGAAAAAGGACUCCAGGGUGUCCUUCUCCAACGCGCCAAGCAGGAAAGCCUCCUCAUCGCUGCACGGAUCGACCCAGACCCAGACGACCCAGCAGCCUAGAAACUCGGUCACCUUCCAGAAGCCGGAGGAUGGAUCCCAGAUCCAGGCCGAGGAUGCCGACACUGACGGAAGCACCUUCAUGCAACGGCAAUUCAGUGCCAUGCUGCAGCCUGGAGUUAACAAAUUCUCCUUACGCAUGUAUGGGAGUCAAAAGGCGGUGGAGAGGGAGCAAGAGCGGGUUAAAUCAGCGGGCAAUUGGAUUAUCCACCCCUACAGUGAUUUCAGGUUCUACUGGGAUUUCACGAUGCUUCUCUUCAUGGUGGGUAACCUGAUUGUCAUCCCGGUGGGCAUCACCUUCUUCAACGAUGGGACGACCACUCCCUGGAUCAUCUUCAACGUCAUCUCCGACACCUUCUUCCUCAUGGACCUGGUCCUCAACUUCCGCACUGGCAUCAUCAUCGAGGACAACUCUGACAUCAUCCUGGACCCCAAGACCAUCAAGAAGACGUACCUGAAGACCUGGUUCAUCGUGGACUUUGUCUCCUCCAUCCCCGUGGAUUAUAUCUUCCUGAUCGUGGAGAAGGGGAUCGACUCUGAGAUGUAUAAGACGGCCAGGGCCCUGAGGAUCGUACGCUUCACUAAGAUCCUGAGCCUGCUGAGGCUGCUGAGGUUGUCCCGGCUCAUCCGCUACAUCCACCAGUGGGAAGAGAUCUUCCAUAUGACCUAUGACCUGGCCAGUGCAGUAAUGCGUAUCUUCAACCUGAUUGGUAUGAUGCUGCUGCUGUGUCACUGGGAUGGCUGUCUGCAAUUCCUGGUUCCCAUGCUGCAGGACUUCCCCCAGGACUGCUGGGUCUCCCUCAACAAGAUGGUGAAUGACACAUGGUCUGAGCUGUAUUCAUUUGCAGUGUUCAAGGCAAUGAGCCACAUGUUGUGUAUCGGCUACGGUCGGCAGGCCCCGGAGAGCCUGUCUGAUAUCUGGCUCACCAUGCUCAGCAUGAUCGUAGGGGCCACCUGCUACGCUGUGUUCAUAGGCCAUGCCACCGCACUCAUCCAGUCCCUGGACUCGUCCCGACGACAGUACCAGGAGAAGUACAAACAAGUGGAGCAGUACAUGUCCUUCCACAAGCUGCCAUCCGACUUCCGACAGAAAAUCCAUGACUAUUAUGAGCACCGGUACCAGGGGAAGAUGUUUGAUGAAGACAGUAUCCUAGAGGAACUGAACGAACCACUCAGAGAGGAAAUUGUCAAUUUCAACUGCCGUAAGCUGGUGGCGUCCAUGCCGCUGUUCGCCAACGCAGAGCCCAACUUUGUGACAGCCAUGCUGAUCAUGCUCCGCUUUGAGGUCUUCCAGCCUCGUGAUUACAUCAUCAGAGAGGGCACCAUUGGCAAGAAGAUGUACUUUAUCCAGCACGGAGUCUGUAACGUUAUCACCAAGGGAACCCUGGGAAUGAAGCUCUCUGAUGGCUCCUACUUUGGAGAGAUCUGUUUGCUGACGCGGGGUCGGCGUACGGCCAGCGUCAGAGCGGAGACAUACUGCCGUCUCUACUCCCUGUCUGUGGACAACUUUAAUGAGGUGCUGGAGGAGUAUCCCAUGAUGAGACGGGCCUUUGAGACCGUGGCCAUUGACCGACUGGACCGCAUAGGCAAGAAGAACUCCAUUCUGAUGCACAAAGUGCAGCACGACCUCAACUCCGGCGUUUUCAACAACCAUGAGAAUGAGAUGAUCCAGGAGAUUGUUAAGUACGACCGUGAGAUGGUCAAACUAGUGGACCUUCAGAGACCCCGCACCAUGUCCAUGACAUCCUCCGUCCCUGGGGGCAUGUUCUCCCCCGCAGGCCCAUCCGGAGUCGGGGCCCUCGCCAGCCUCCAGCAGGCUGUGGCCAUGAGCUUCUGCCCCCAGGGGAUGGGGCCGAUGGCAGGGUCAGGGACGCUGCAGUCCCCCCGUAUGUUGCGGAGGUUCCAGGUGGUCCAUAGCCUGUCACAGAGCCCUGUUUCCGCAUCUCCUCUCCAGUCCCAGCCACCACAGAUGGCCCAUGCAACAGGAGUGUUUGGGUCGGCUAUUUCCAGCCCACCAGUCCAGAGCCCUCUGGCUCAUCCAGGACGGACAUUCCAGUACAUGGGGGGAGUGGGGCCGUCUGGGUCUCAGCUGUCCCUGGUGCAGCACCACGUCCCCAGCCCCACGCACACCAUCCAGAGGCCCUCCUCACAGAAAAGCACCCACUCGCUCCACUCAGGCACCCUUAGCCAAGAUGCCCGUGUCCUCUCCGCCUCCCAGCUCUCCCUCCCUCAGGAUGGAACCCCUCCUGCCGGCCCCAGCCCUCCCCAAUCUACCCACCCAUCCACCCAUGCCUCCUCCACCUCCAUUGGCCCCCCUCAGCCCACUCACCCCAGCCAGCCUGGGCCCUCUGGGGUGGGGGUCCAGGUUGGGGGGAGACCCGUGGGAGUUCCACAGCGGGUGGCCUUCGCCUCCACUCCUCCCCCAGGAGGAGCACCCGGCAUGGGAGCGGCUGCAGCAGCGGCUGGGUCGGGGCUCCCGGCCCCUGGAGCUCCUAAGAAGGAUUCGAUCGUUAGCAUACCGGAGUUAGACUCAGCCCGGAACCGGCUGUCUUCCAACUUGUGACCCUAUGAGAGCUGCUGGAGAGAGGCCUUCUUCACAUGGAUGAAUCUAAACGUCUGUUUAUCUCUGUCUGGAUGACCUGACUGGUCGGCUUCCUUACUGACCUGGCUGGCUUCAUAUGGGGCCACACCGGCAGUCAUUCUAACUGAGUGUCCUGUGUGUCGGUCGGAGUCAACAAAGAGGAAAGAGGAACUCUUUGGUUCGUGUGACUUGGAGAGUCGAAACAAUUAAACUAGUUUAACAAAGGUGGGACUGGACUAUUCUACUAUGCCAGCACCUGUAGUCUUAGUAUCACCCCUUACACUCUGCUUCCAAACACCUAUAUUGCUGUCUUUAUUGUAAAGAUAUUGAGAAACAACAUCAUUAAUGUAACUGUUGCAUACUGUGUAGAAUCCAUACAAUGCAAUCUAGCAGGAGCUGGACUUAAAAACGCAAAAUCAGGGACUUGAAUCAAAUGACAAUGAUGACAUUUUACGCUUUCAGAAUGUGUUUUUAGGUGUCCUUUUUUCUGUAAACGCUGUUGUAGCAAAAUAAAUACAUGGCUCUUCAUAUUGUUUAAAAUAGUAGUGAAGGUAGUGUUUUAGACUGCUGGUCGAUCUUACAUCGAUGUGUAAAUAGUUAAAAUAGUAAAGAAAAAAAAAUACCGAAAGGUAAUAUCUUCAUUGUAACUACUCCAAACCAAAGUUGAGCUUAAACACAAAGUUUGGUUGUGUCUGUAUCAACUAAAAAAGAAAUAUAGAAGAAAAUGCCAUUUAUUCAACUGCCUUGAUUCCAAGUUUAGAAGCCAUAUAUUUGGUUUUGUGUGUGUGUGUGUGUGUGUGUGUGUGUGUGUGUGUGUGCGUGCGUGCGUGCGUGCGUGCGUGCGCGCGCGUGUGUGUGUGUGUGGGCGCGUGUGCGCGUGAGUUGGUAUGAAUGUUUUUGGUUCCAUUCUGUUUUUCCAAGAGAGCUGACUUGUGUACUCAUAUCUUUACACUGCGUUGUCAGGCCUGGUUGGUUGGUUUUGCUGGCAAUGGCACAGGCAAUAUUUCCCAGCUUCUCUGUCCAACUAAAUGUGUCUGGAAAGAUAUCCACUUGUCAUGCCAGCAGAAAUAUACUGAUUGUGACCCUGGAGGCAAAAAUGGUGGUAAAUCAUCUGAGCUUUAUCAAAAAGAACCAUCGCAAACAACCCAUACUGUAUACUUGCUUGUUUUCGUCCAGGUUUAUUAAUUAAUACAUGCAAUAUAAUUCUGCAAUACUUUUACCCCGCCUAUAUAUUUAAAUAUAUAUAUAAAAUGUAUAUACAUAUGCUGUACAGGUAACUAAUUUCUUUAUUUUUACUGUGAAACCUUAAAGAAUCCAGCAGCUGCCGUGGCUUCACAUGUUGUGUUAUUGUAAUCCAGUGACCACGUUGUUAUCUUAACCAAAAAUAUCAGAGGAAGUGAGUGGAUGUAAUUAUUGUGUUGAUCAAAUGAGGCAAACUGGUUUCAAACUGGUUCAUGGUCACCUGAGGAUUCCGGAAUGGAGUUAUGGAAAUCAACUCCCCCAAACUGUCACUUUAAAGUCCAUUUAAAGUAAUAUUGUAUGUUGUAAAGAAAGACUAAGUAAUUGACAGAAUGCAUGCCAAUGGGAAAUGUUGUGGGGCAGAGGAGGAAAGUAUAUCUUCACCUGUGUGUUUUUGGUGUAGUAUGUGAUACAGCUCCUUCGAAUCUCAAACUCUACGAAUGUCUGUACGAAAAUUAUUUAUUCUUCAACAACCCUAUUUAGUUCUCAAAAUUCAUGGUUGUGGCGGGUUGUGACAUUGAUUAUAAAUAUUCUAAUGAUUCUAAUCCUGGUGUACUUCAAAGCCUUCUCUUGCUGAAUGUAUGCCAUAUGAGGGGGAAGACAGCUAAUCAGAAAUAAACUGCCAUGUAAAUACAAGGACCGAAAUUAUUCUGGGUGACGAUGCGAAGGGAGAUUGUGUCGCUGAAUGUUUGUGCAAUGUUUCUUAGGUUUAUUGCUUCUCUGGUCUGGGUGUGUUCUUUAUGUAAACUGUGUGUUACCCCAUUCUCUGUUCUAUGACAAGACAAUACACUUUUUUAAAUGAUUGGAUGUAGGACAGAGAGUUGAAACCAUUUUCAGUUUGUCACUGAGAAGCAAAACAGCAACACAGCAAAAUUGAGCUCAACAUUAAGCACAUUGUGUCACAUUAUGACCUUUUAAUGCAAAGGGGAAAUCACAGCUUGAGUCUUUUACAACGGUCACGUCUGGUUAAUCUAAUAAUGUCUUUGUGGAAAAUCUGGGAGAAAAUUGGCAGCUGAGUUGUCGUACCAUUUCUGACUUUUGAAGCUUUGAACUUUCAUGAUGAUGGACAUUUCACUCAGGUUUACCACCUUUCCGGAAAGAUAUACAGAUCUGCUAUCUUAAUUUGAUCCCACUGUUGUCGCAGAGAAUAUUCCUGGGCAACAGGAAAUGCAAAUUGUAGUGUAUUCAAGGUUUAAAAAUACUUCUAAAGUUUGUAAUUUCCACUUUAAAAUUUCAGACACAAUUUUCCCUAACGAAAAACACCUACAAAAAAUCCAUUAAUUAUAAUACACAUAAUAAUUACAAUUUCGUGUUGCUGAAUGAUUAUUUUCCUGCUGUGAGAAGCAGGGUCAAAUUAAGAUACCACAUCUGUAUGCUUUUAUUGAUCCCUUCUUGGUUCACUAUUGAUUUGACCUAGCUACAGUUACUGUACAUCUGUAUGCUUUUAUUGAUCCCUUAUUGGUUCACUAUUGAUUUGACAUAGCUACAGUUACUGUACAUCUGUAUGCUUUUAUUGAUCCCUUAUUGGUUCACUAUUGAUUUGACAUAGCUACAGUUACUGUACAUCUGUAUGCUUUUAUUGAUCCCUUAUUGGUUCACUAUUGAUUUGACCUAAAUUUCACAUAAGCUCUGGAUCACUCGAUAGCAAUUAUUAUUAUAGACAAGUUUAUCACUUAUAUUCUGAGCCACAUCAAAAUCUAAUGCUUUGAGCCUAUCAUUUUUAACUGUCACAUAUUUGAAGUCAGAUCAUAGUCCCCAACAUAUUACUAUAAUGACUGCUUGUUUUCUCCAAUGGGAAAAGUGCAUGGCAAAAUGCCUAUACAAUUAUGAAGGAGUUAAGUCCAAAUGAGUGAACUCCAGUUGUGCGCUUCAAUGCUGUGUCACUGCAAUCAAUUGGUCCUCUUACCUAUUCCUUGUAUGUGUUAAUACCCAAGUUUGCCCUACUAAGCUGCUAUAAGGACUGUGCUGAUAUCAUUUGUAAAGAUUUGAAUGAUUGUCCACCUGCAGUGAAAAAAAAGAAGGGCAGAGAAAAAAUUGCUAUGUUCAGGCAAUAUCAUCUCUGUUUCCGUGCAAGAGUUCCCAUGCACCCAGCAUGACUCUUGAUCAAUGAAUGGCACCUCAGUGAAUUCUCUUGAGUCCCUUGCAUCUGUUAUGUAUAAGACAGUGUUAUGCAGGUUUUAAGAUGGCGUAUUCAAGUAAAGUCUUACUGUUCAUUUACUGUUGCUUUUGUUCUCUGUGAAAAAGAGUCUUGCAAUGGGAAUGCAAGUGAGAUUCCCCACAUAUGCUUGAAACCAACCAACGAUUAUUGAGAGACGGUUAUCUCAGUUUAAAAUCUCAAAUUCUUGCCGUACCAGAUAUGAAAGAUAUUAAGGGUACUGAAUACCUUAGUGUUGAUGUCUUAGCAUAUCAGUGUAUUUUAUGUUUCUGUUUCCAUAAGUCUUUUUUGUUUGUUUGUUUUGUUGUUGUUUUUGUUUACAGUUUGCCCCAAUGCACAUGGACAGCAUAUACUGUACCUUGUGCCUUGUAUAUCUAGUUUCCACAUAGUCUAUUUUUGUGGUAUGUACAUGCUUGUAGAAAUGCAAAUAUGUGUUUUUAUUUUCAACUUGCAAUAUAUGUACAAAUGUUAGCUAAAGACUAGUACUGCUGAAUUAAAAUGACAAUGUCAGUAUAUAUCAAUUUCCCUGGUUUGGGAAACACAGAAUGACACAUUUUUGCUGGUUUGACUCUUCAAACACCAUGCGCUCUGUACUCUACUCAUCUACUGUAUGUGUGACAUACACAGAGUUAUGGAGGCACAUUGUCGUGUUUGUACCACAAUCUGGUGUAAUCCAAACAUUUUCUACAAUGAGAGGGUGAACUCAAAACAAGCUCUUUCGUGGAGUUUACGCAGUCUAGAUAUCACCUCAGACAACAAACAGUGUUUGUGGACAACUGAACUCAAAUCAAGAAUCAUUCAAAUGAAAAUGGACACCCCAAAACUGUUCAUCUGAAGACCAUGGGAGCAGCAGCAGGACCAAGCUUGAUUCCUGUUUCUCAUAUCUGUCUGUUUGACUAACCAAUGUAUUUGCUUCUGACCUAGAGGGGAUGUUUGGUUGAUAAUUCCUUGUGGGACCUUCAAAUCUAGACAUUUCUGUGUAACCAACUACAAUUAUUUAAAAUGUCAACUAGUCUGACAAUUAUUAUAUCUUAGUGUUGUAGCUACUGUAGCCUUCUUAUCUAAGCCUUCUCUCUGCUUUAGGACUCUCUGUAUAGUGUGUGUGUGUGUGUGUGUGUGUGUGUGUGUGUGUGUGUGUGUGUGUGUGUGUGUGUGU